CCCACUCUCCAUGGCAGCCAAGGACGGUUCGAGCUUUCGUAUGUCUGCGCUACCAGCAAUUAUCAUAGCACAGUUGCUAGGGAUAGCAGCAAUAACCCUCACGCUUGUCUGGCUGCUACACUUAAGAGAGGGCGUCGCUCUGGACUCUGGAAACUCACAAAAGCUUUUCAAUGCGCAUCCUCUUCUAAUGCUACUUGGGCUUAUCUUAUGUGGGGGAGAAGCAAUAAUGGCUUACAAGACAGUUCCCGGGACCAGAAGGACCAAGAAAUUUGUUCACAUGUUAUUGCAUUUGCUGGCUCUUGCAUUUGGUGGUUUGGGGCUCUAUGCGAUUUUUAAGUUCCAAAGGGACUUGGACGACCCAGAUAUGCGUACCUUGCACUCUUGGCUUGGGAUGGGCACCAUCUGCCUCUAUGCUUUGCAGUGGGUAAUUGCGUUCUUUUCAUUUAUAUUCCCUGGGACAACAUAUAGUAUGAGGGCAAACAUGAAGCCAUGGCAUGCCUUCUUUGGUGCAGUAAUCUUCCUAAUGGCAAUCUGCAGUGCUGAGACAGGGUUGGUGCAGAAAUUCAUCUUCGUUGGUCGCGAAGGUCUCUUGAUCAACUUCAUUGGAAUCACCAUCCUCCUCUAUGGAAUUUUCACCAUCCUGAGCGUUAUUCUUCCACGGCCAUAUGAAAAUUAAUAUGUAACAAUGAAGGAGCCAGGCCAAGUGGCAC
This is a messenger RNA of Elaeis guineensis (African oil palm), 710 nucleotides long. RefSeq names its product probable ascorbate-specific transmembrane electron transporter 1. Gene Ontology annotation, molecular function: oxidoreductase activity. Lineage: Eukaryota; Viridiplantae; Streptophyta; Magnoliopsida; Arecales; Arecaceae. The record is from RefSeq and is a predicted model, not a curated record.